Closterium sp. NIES-67 is the source of this 854-nucleotide messenger RNA. Lineage: Eukaryota; Viridiplantae; Streptophyta; Zygnematophyceae; Desmidiales; Closteriaceae. The record is from the annotation of a GenBank genome assembly.
AUGAACGCGCUGGAAUGCCCUAAAUGUUGAGCCGCUGGCUGGAGCUGGGAUUUCCUCCGUCGCUCCCAAGAUGCUCGCUCAUGGGAUGCUUUCUAACCAUCGAACGAAUUCUUUCGACCCUAGUUCUGAAACACAUCCACCUCGAGUCCUAGUCUCCCUUCUCCAAUCUCGGCUCACUGAUGCUCCACCCACAGAAAAUAGCGUUGCUAAUUUCCUUCUCGCGUAGCUGAUUUCUCCCCGUGCCUUGCUUUACCAGCAACAUGCAAGGGCAGGGCCAGGCUGAGGAAGGGGAGCGAGAGCACGGGUCCAACCUGCAGGAUAAGUCUACGCUGCCGCGAGAUGAAGCUUCUUUGAGGAGCAGCAAGGCCCCCGCCCCUCCCGCAGGCACCCUUCCACGCGCCACCUCAGCACCAGUUGCCGCCACUAAGGCUCCAGGCGAGAAGCCAGCCGUUUUGAGCCCAGGCGCCAAGAGCCUGGCAGAGCUUGUGAGGGAGACGGACCUGGAGCCUGACGAGGAGGUUGCUAGGUAUGGCGAGAUGAGUGGGUAUAUUGCGAAGAUGGCCAAGGCUGGCUCGCCUGGCAAGGGUGCAGCAGAGGGAGAACAGGAGGGCCUCUACUCCACACAAUUCUUGAUUCCUGACGAGGAGGUGAAGCACCAGAAACGCCAGCAGUCUUGAUCUGCAGCCAUAGCACCUUUCAUAGGAGUCUCCUUGUUCAGAAAUUGUGAAGGUGCAUAAGAGUUCUCCUAGAUUUCCAGCUUGUGGAGCAUGUUAGGCCCUCCUCCUUCUUUGCAAUUGUACAUAAAUGGCUGUUAGUCGUUUUCUUUUCAAUGACGCACAAUACCAUGACGAUGG